Molecule: messenger RNA, 984 nt
Organism: Rhizophagus irregularis DAOM 181602=DAOM 197198
Lineage: Eukaryota; Fungi; Glomeromycota; Glomeromycetes; Glomerales; Glomeraceae
Source: RefSeq, a predicted model, not a curated record
AUGAUUAAAUCAUUAAUUUGUGAGGAUUAUAUUGGAAAAAAUAAAUUGAGAAAUUUAAAAGAAUUAUAUGCAAAUAGUGUAGUUAAAGAUAACGAAAAAAAAGAUCUUUAUCUGGUUCUUUCGAAUAAUAUUUGGAAUUUAAAUUUAUUAUAUAAUGAAGGAUUCAAAUCUGUUGAUUCAUUAUGUCGAUUCAUUUCUUUACAAAAAAAUUUGAAACAUAUUAUAUUAUCGGAAUACGUAUGUGAAUUUGAACGUGGAUAUCGUGAUUAUAAUUCCGUUUUUAAUUCAUUAUCUACACAAUGUGAAAGUUUACAGAUAUUAGAAUUUAAAUAUUUAACAUUUAAUGAAAAUUCUUUAGGAUCUUUAUGUUUACUUAAAAAUAUUAAAGAAUUAAAAAUAUAUGAAUGUAAAGGAAUAGAGGAUAAUUUAAUCUCUUGGGCAAAAAAUCUAUCAAAACUUGAAGUAUUCGAAUUUGUUAAAUGUUAUAAUUCAAUUGUUUCAGAAGAAUUUUUAAUUCAAUUAAUUGAAACAUCCUCAAAUACAUUAUUAAAAUUAAUUAUAAGUUAUAAAAGAAAAGGAAAACAACUCACACAAUUAUAUAAACAUAUAUCAAUUUAUUCAAAUUCUUUAAUAUAUUUAGACCUUCCCAAAAUUUAUCCGGAUGAAUUAAUUAAAAUAUUUGAAUCAUGUAUUAAAUUAGUUUAUAUUUGUACAAUUUUAUCAGAUGACGGAGAUUGGGAAAUGAGUUUUAGAAAUUUAGGAAAAUUUAUUCCAAAAAAUUUACAAAAAAUUAUAUUUAAAGAGAUUAACGCUUAUAUUUUAAGUGGCAAGGCAUUAAAAUGUUUCUUUGAAGAUUGCAGAAAUAAUAAUGGAAAUUUAAAAUAUUUAGAAAUAAAAGGAAAGUUUAUUUUUGGUCAACAUUAUUUUGAUAUUGCUAAAGAAUUUGAUAUAGAAUUAAAAAUUCAAACUUUCAAGUCACCAUAG